GCGUGUUUUGACCCCCAGAAGCCUCCCCGCAACCCGCCACCAUCAGAGUCACCACUCCUCCUCCUCCACCUCUCCUCCUCCUCCUCUCUCUCGCCUCCCGAGGCUGAAAACACCAUCGCUCAUACCGGUCCGUGACAUUUUCCAGCCUCUCGCCGUGUGUUGGCUGCGCGGACAGCGAGCGCAGAGAGCCAAAAAGGAGGUGCGCACUGAGGGGGGGACGCUGUUUCUCUGCCGUCUCUGUGGUCUCUGUCGUCUGCGGCCAGCGAGCAUCCCCGAGACCCGGACCAGGACCCGGAGCCAGACCCGGAGCAGGAGCCAAGGCGCACCGGGAGAGGUGCUCCCUGCACCGCACCGGCCCUCACAGCGCUGGAGGCGGCGGAUAUUUACGUCUCGGUGGGACAUUUGGCACAGUUUUACUGGAACCUCGACUCGGGAGACAGGGGGAAGGAGCUGGACUAGCCGAGCAGAGCAUCAUCAUCUCCGGGGUGGGCUUGGCCGUCGAGUCGCAUGGAGAAGAGGUAUGAAGAGCUGGUGCACUACUCGGGGUCGGAGGGCAUAUCCGUGGGGGGGUAUGGGGACGACGUCAGGGCUCUUCCUCCCCCACAGUACGGACCCACCAUCCCCGACUCCCUCAAACACCACAAAGACCAGAUCUACGGUCACCCACUGUUUCCACUGCUGGCCUUAGUGUUUGAGAAGUGUGAGCUGGCCACCUGCUCCCCCCGAGACUCCUCCUCACUCUCAGCCUCCUCCCACCUCCCCGGCAUGAUCAAUCAUAGUGAUGUCUGCUCCUCCGAGUCCUUCAAUGACGACAUUGCCGCGUUCGCGAAGCAGAUUCGCUCGGAGAAACCGAUAUUUUCUUCAAAUCCCGAGCUGGACAACCUGAUGAUCCAGGCCAUACAGGUUCUUCGUUUCCAUUUACUGGAGUUAGAGAAGGUGCACGACCUGUGUGAUAACUUCUGCCACCGCUACAUAACUUGCCUGAAGGGAAAAAUGCCCACAGACCUGGUCCUGGAUGAUCGGGAGGGGGGCUCCAAGUCUGACAUGGAGGACUUCAGCGGCUCCUGCACCAGUCUGUCAGAGCAGGUGGGACUCAAACAUGAAACUCUGUGGCUUCCUCGGAGCCUGGGCUGCUGGGAGUUCAGCAUCUCACCUGCAGCCUCCUCCUCCCUCCUCUCUCCCCCGCAGAACGCAUCCUGGUUACGGGAGCCGGACGAAUGUGCCACUACGCCUCUAGGAACGCCAGGCACCUGCGGCCUGCCCUCACACAGUUUAGGAGACAACUGCAGCGACGCAGGCGAUGGUCUUGAUGGAGGAGUGGCCUCCCCCAGCACGGGGGAGGAGGAUGAGAGCGACAGGGACCGGAGGAACAACAAGAAGAGAGGAAUCUUUCCCAAGGUGGCCACAAACAUCAUGAGAGCGUGGCUCUUCCAGCACCUGUCGCACCCGUACCCGUCGGAGGAGCAGAAGAAGCAGCUGUCGCAGGACACGGGGCUGACCAUCUUACAGGUCAACAACUGGUUCAUCAACGCCAGGAGGAGAAUAGUUCAGCCGAUGAUCGACCAGUCAAACCGCUCAGGUCAGGGUGGUCCCUACAGCCCGGAGGGGGCAGCUCUCGGGGGUUACGGGCUUGAUGGCCAGGCCCACCUGGGCCUCCGGACAGCAGGUCUCCAGGGAGUGUCCUCUCUGCAGGGCGACUACCCGGGCACUCUGCUGCCGCAGCCAGGUUACCCUCCGCACCCCGGACCCUCCCUGCACUCGUACCCGGGCCCACACCCUCACCCCGCCAUGCUGCUCCACCCUCCGCCACACGCACACCCCGCAGAGCCGCUCCUCGCCCAAGGACUUGACAUACACGCGCACUAGUUCUGGGCUCAGUCGGCGCGUCUGCGUGUGUGUGUGAGUGUGUAUGUGAGUGUGUGUGUGUGAGAGAGAAUCCCAGUAUGAAUGUGCAUGUGGGGAGACGUGUGUGCGAGUGUGUCUGGCUUCGUGUGUGUAGUGAUUCAUAUGGUACACUAUUUAAAGACAAAAGAGAAAGACACGUAACUCCUAAAGUUUACAUUCCCCACUGAAGACACUGACCUUAAUGUAGCUGUUCUCAUUGUUGACACACACAUACAAACAGACAACAUGUAAGCAUUUAACCUUCACACCCCUCCGUCGGGACCCACAGGUUUAAGCCAUACCUCUUUCAGAGUAGAAGUGCUUCCUCCUCCAAAAAUGUCUCCUUUGUGUCCUGUGGGCGAGACACUUGCUUUAAACUCCACUUCCCAUCAUGCCCCUUGUAAAGCCGGGAGGACCCCCAGUCGGAUCAGAGAGACGGAUGAAGGCUCAUCCGCAGACUCCCUUCCUUAUGGACGUUACUGGGGGCGGGGGCUCCAUCUUUACCUCUCCCUGUCUUCCUGCACACGUUGACUGUCAAAAGAAACACACACAACCUGACACAAACUUUAUUUAAAGCUUUUCUGAGUUUUUCUUAUUCUAUUUUUAUAUUUAUGCGUGCCACUUCAGGCGGAUGCAGCUUCACGUGAGCUUGUUGAAAUGUUAGUGCUCUUCCUCAGCAUGAAGCUACAAACUCUGAAUGACUUCCAGUCUGCCUCGCUCUUGUACCACUGACCUCCUUAAGAUGGCAACAGGCGCCCGUUACAUUAAGACCUUACACACACACACACACACACACACACAGCACACAAGCAACACAGAGAAAGCCAUUUCAACAGACAUGCACACACACAAACUCCCGUUAGUGUUUCCAGUGCAUUGUUGACUGUCGCAGUGGCGCGUGAGGGGAGCUGCAGCCAAAGGACUCUCGAAACAUUCGGCUCCCCGCGCACCCUGACUGGACCGCUGACGUUUUUCUGAAUGAUAACGAUGGGAAAUACAAGUCAAAUAUUAAAAUGUUUUUGUAA
Messenger RNA from Cololabis saira (Pacific saury), 2909 nucleotides. RefSeq names its product myeloid ecotropic viral integration site 3 (gene meis3). The record is from RefSeq and is a predicted model, not a curated record. NCBI's taxonomy places the organism in Eukaryota, Metazoa, Chordata, Actinopteri, Beloniformes, Belonidae. Gene Ontology annotation, molecular function: DNA-binding transcription activator activity, RNA polymerase II-specific; RNA polymerase II cis-regulatory region sequence-specific DNA binding. Gene Ontology annotation, biological process: eye development; animal organ morphogenesis; positive regulation of transcription by RNA polymerase II. The transcript is spliced from 12 exons. The coding region runs from base 508 to 1866 and encodes 452 amino acids.